Molecule: messenger RNA, 855 nt
Organism: Oppiella nova
Lineage: Eukaryota; Metazoa; Arthropoda; Arachnida; Sarcoptiformes; Oppiidae
Source: the annotation of a GenBank genome assembly
AUGGCUGGGUUAGCUCAGACGACUAUAAGUAAGAUUCACCAAGUGUAUGAUCGCUGGAUGCCAAAAUUGCCGGCAGAGAUUACACCGCGUAAUGUACUGAUAUUUUGCGUCAUUUCAUUGUUGUGUAUUGGUACGGUGAUGGUGGCUUCGGCUUCAAUGCCUUAUGCCGAACGGAUGCAUGAAAACGAAUUUCACUAUGUGAUUCGUCAUGCAAUUUCGAUCGUGGUGGCUUUUGUUGCGGCGGCAAUUACCUAUCGAGUUUCACUCAACCUUUGGUUUAAAAAUACCUUUCCAUUGUGGUUGAUCACCAUUGCUUUAUUACUCGCCGUCUUGGUGGUGGGUACAGAAGUCAAUGGUUCAACACGCUGGAUUCGUGUAGGUGGAUUUACCUUGCAGGCAACCGAAGUCGCCAAGGUGAUGAUGGCCAUAUUUACCGCAGACUAUGUGGUUCGUCGUGCUGAAGAGGUCCGUAAUAAUAUUAAGGGCUUGGUACGUCUAGGUGUGGUGAUGUUGCUGACGGUCGGACUAAUUAUUGCAGAGCCUGACUUAGGGGCAACAGUGGUGAUUGCUGUUUCGAUGCUGGGUGUGUUCUUCUUGGCUGGUGCACCCAUGAUCCAGUUCGGCUUUGCAUUUGGUGCGAUUCUGGUGGCAUUUGUAUCCUUAAUCGUGUUUGAACCAUAUCGUUAUGAACGCUUAAUGUCAUUCUCAAACCCUUGGGCUGAUCCUUUGGGCUCUGGUUAUCAAUUGUCGAAUGCCUUGAUGGCCUUUGGUCGUGGUGAAUCCAAACCCCACCCGAAUCCUAAUAGACGGACUUCGUGUGUGACUGAAAUACAACCGUUAAAACCCACUUCUUAA